Messenger RNA from Apus apus (common swift), 2469 nucleotides. It is a transcript of the gene NIT2, whose product is annotated as nitrilase family member 2. Gene Ontology annotation, biological process: oxaloacetate metabolic process; L-glutamine metabolic process. Gene Ontology annotation, molecular function: omega-amidase activity. The record is from RefSeq and is a predicted model, not a curated record. The transcript is spliced from 10 exons. Lineage: Eukaryota; Metazoa; Chordata; Aves; Apodiformes; Apodidae. Gene Ontology annotation, cellular component: mitochondrion. The coding region runs from base 13 to 861 and encodes 282 amino acids.
CGGGGCGCGGGGAUGCGGGCGGCGCGCGGCGCCAUGGCCAACUUCCGCCUGGCUCUUAUUCAACUUCAAGUGUCUGCUGUUAAAUCGGAUAACCUUCAAAGAGCCUGUGAACUGGUGAGAGAAGCAUCAGCUAAAGGAGCAAAAGUUGUGGCUCUACCUGAAUGCUUUAAUUCUCCAUAUGGAACCCAAUACUUUAAGGAGUAUGCAGAGAAGAUCCCUGGGGUAUCCACACAAAAGCUCUCAGAAGUUGCAAAGGAGUGCAGCAUAUAUCUCGUUGGAGGAUCCAUUCCAGAGGAGGAUAGUGGAAAGCUGUAUAAUACAUGUGCUGUCUUUGGGCCUGAUGGUGCUAUUUUGGCAAAGCAUAGGAAGGUCCAUUUGUUUGACAUUAAUAUUCCUGGGAAGAUACAGUUCAAGGAAUCUGAAACACUGAGUCCAGGGAAUAAUUUAUCCAUGUUUGAUACUCCAUACUGUAAAGUGGGCCUGGGCAUCUGCUAUGAUAUCAGAUUUGCUGAGAUGGCUCAAAUCUACGGACAGAAAGGUUGCCAGCUGCUGAUAUAUCCAGGGGCUUUUAACCUGACAACAGGACCAGCUCACUGGGAACUGCUACAGAGGGGUCGAGCUGUUGAUAAUCAAGUCUAUGUAGCUGCUGUAUCUCCUGCUAGAGAUGAAAAAGCAUCCUAUGUUGCCUGGGGACACAGCACUGUAGUAGAUCCAUGGGGUGAAGUCAUAGCCAAAGCUGGGGCUGAGGAAACAGUGAUAUACACAGAUAUAGAUCUGAAGAAAGUUGAAGAAAUACGUCAACAAAUUCCUAUUUUAAGCCAGAAGCGUUGUGAUCUCUAUGGCAUAGAGAUGAAAAAGUGAAGCUGGGUGAACAGGGAAGGUUCAGUUGGCACAAUCGCUGCUGCUUUCAUCUUCAGGAUUCCCUUACUAGUUGCUUCAGAAUCCAUUGGCUAAAUGUGCCAGUUUAGAAAAAAAGAAAAAAAAAAAAUCAACUUGCUGGUAUAAUUCUAAAAUUGAUUAAAAUACAACUUUUAUAUUUUCUCACAUAUUUAAAAUUUUAUAGUAUUUUACAGCUAGGAUAAAUGAAGAUGGAGGUGAAAUCAGUUCAACACAGGAGUAGCUAACAUGGCUUUUCAUGCAUCACAAUAGUUGAUUACUUUUUGGUGGCUUUAUGUGUAUAAUAUAAUAUUUUCUCUGGAAAUCUCUGAAGUCAGCUUUGGUACUGUGAAUUUUUCAGUGAAUUAUCAGAUAAUGUGGAAGCAUGAAUCUUCCAUCUCUGUCCUUAGUUGUAUGUGCCUUAACAAAGUUCCUUGAAUGCCCAGCUUUUAACUUGGAAAACUCAAUAUUGAACAGACUAAGCAAAACAGACCAAAUUAUUAGGCAAACUAUUUAGGCACAAUGCAAGAAGGGGCCAUACAGAAUUACUACUAGAGAAGACUGCAACAGGUUUUGGGUUGUGUCAUGACUGGAAAAAUGUGUUAAAUUCUCCUUGUUGCAAUUUCUGUUUAUUGCUGGUCAUUGGGUUGCUGUCUUUCUUUAAAGCCAUUCACAUGUCACCACACCUUUGCCCUGCAUACUGCUACCUUCUUUAAUUCUGCUGCUUUACAGUCUCCACUUGGAAAGGCUGAGGGGUGUUGGUGAAAAGGGUUAGAAAACUUGUUGCACGGAUCAAGUCUUUCUGCCCAGUCUUCCAGAAGACUUGUCCUAGAACUGCAUCAUGCUGAAGUGCAUUGUUGCUACUGAAGGGCAGCUCCCAACAUGGAAACAGCUGCACGAGAACACCCCUUACUUCAUAGCUUGCUGAGCAGACUAACAAAGUGAUAAUUAAAGAUUGCUUUAAAACCAGUUUAGCCUUCUGUUCUUUAGGGUUUUUUUUUUCUGAGAAAGACACCUUGGUGCUCUGAUGUAAAAAGGUAAGAAUUUGCAGAUAGCUUUUUUUUUUUUUCUCCUUGGAAUGAAAAAAAAAAAAGCAGCAACUCUAGCUGUGCAGCCUUUACCACUUGGGUUUUUAGUUUUCCAAGAGCAAAAAUGAUAAAAGAGGUUUCAAAAUAGAAAAAAUGGGAGGGAGAGAAGGUUUCGUCUUGCUCUAUCCAACCAUUAGUUCCCCCCAAAACUACCUUACCUUUUAAUCCACAUUUGGCCAGACUCCUCUUCCCACAGCUGCUCUCUUGACUUUAUUUUUUUUUAGUGUUCUUUUUUUGGCUUCUCUGGAAUGAGCUAGGUGUGUUUUAUAGAGGAAAAUUAAUGGUUAAACUAAGCUAAACCCUGAGGCAUCUUUCCCCACAAAAGACAGGUCACACCAUUCCACUCAGUGGCAUGAUCUAUUCCAGCAGGCAUUUUUUGGUCUGUACUUUUCACUGCAUUUUGGUGCACAUACUGUACUGGAACUCUUAAGAAACAAGCCACAGAGCACAAAGUGAAAUGAAGAUUUAUUUGUUGAAAAAUAAAUAUAAAAAAUGUAACAAUUUA